AUGUCCAGUCACUGUCAUGAUGAGCAUGACCACGGUCACGGCGGGCAUUCUCACGAAGGUCACGAUCAUUCUGAUGAUAUCACCCCCGCACUUCAAUACUCACUCUACCAGCACAUCAAAUUUGACGACAUAACCACACUAAAUGAAGCCACUUCUGGUUCUGGAAAAUCCAUUGUGAAGAAAACAUGGGAUGAACGGAUGCAUGAGCAACCAGAGCUCGAGAGCGAUGCUGAUGAACAACUGUUGAUACAUAUCCCGUUCACCGGCCAAGUGAAACUCCACUCGAUUCUUAUCCGCACGUCAAACUCUGAAUCUGCUCCUAAGACCCUUAAAGUGUUUAUCAAUCGCGACGAUAUUGAUUUCAGCACCGCGUCAGAGCUACGGCCUACGCAGGAAUUCGAACUAAGUCAAACAUCUGAGAUUCAGGACAUAGGGGUCAAAAGGGCCUUGUUCGGAAAAGUACAGAAUCUGACGCUGUUUGUGGAGGAUAAUCAUGGGGAGGACAUAAGUCGUAUUUGUUAUAUGGGCUUCAAGGGCGAUUGGAUGCAAUUAGGGAAGGCGCCUACGAAUAUCAUUUAUGAGGCUGCGGCAAAUCCAACCGAUCACAAAAUCAAGGGCACAAGUUUGAAUCAGAUGGGUAGUAAUGUUGGUCAGUGA
Molecule: messenger RNA, 657 nt
Organism: Botrytis byssoidea
Lineage: Eukaryota; Fungi; Ascomycota; Leotiomycetes; Helotiales; Sclerotiniaceae
Exons: 2
Coding region: 1-657 (218 amino acids)
Cellular component (GO): nucleus
Source: RefSeq, a predicted model, not a curated record